Messenger RNA from Miscanthus lutarioriparius, 810 nucleotides. Lineage: Eukaryota; Viridiplantae; Streptophyta; Magnoliopsida; Poales; Poaceae. The record is from the annotation of a GenBank genome assembly.
AUGGCGAGGAGAAGGCUUCUCGCGCUCGCGCUCCGGCUCCAUGGGAGGCCUCAGGCAACGCAGCCGUGGCGGCGACCCCCGCCCCGGUUCCUCUCCUCAGCGGCAUCCGGCCCCCUCGACCGCCUGAAGUCGCCGCCUUUCGCGCGGCCGGCUGCCCGGAACCCCGCCUCCUACCCAUGGGAUCGAUUCGGAGGAGGGCAGAAGAGGACCAUGUUCAUCCAGACGCAGUCGACCCCGAACCCGCAGUCACUCAUGUUCUAUCCUGGAAAGCCAGUUAUGAAGGUUGGGAGCUCUGAUUUCCCUAAUGCUCGCACUGCGAUGACAUCCCCUUUGGCUAAGGCGCUGUUUGCCAUUGAUGGAGUAACCAGGGUAUUCUUUGGAUCUGAUUUUGUAACUGUUACAAAAUCAGAAGAAGCUUCUUGGGAUUACCUCAAGCCUGAGGUUUUUGCUGCGAUAAUGGAUUUUUACUCAUCUGGACAACCACUUUUUCUGGACUCAAAUGCUGCAGCUUCUAUGGACACAGCGAUUCAUGAGGAUGAUUCAGAAAUAGUUGCCAUGAUAAAAGAAUUGUUGGAGACUCAGAUUCACCAGCUGUUCAAGAUGAUGGUGGUGACAUUGAAUACCGAGGAUUCGAUCCGUGAAGAAAACGGGAUAGUUAAGCUUAAAAUGCAAGGUGCCUGCAGCGGCUGUCCAAGUUCAUCAGUGACAUUGAAGUCUGGGAUAGAAAACAUGCUUAUGCACUAUGUUCCUGAGGUGAAAGGAGUAGAGCAGGAGUUUGAUGGUGAUGAGGAAGCUGAACUGGCUGGAUAG